AUGGCGAAGGACCUCAAAAGCACAAUCUUAGGGAGCGUCGCUGCGGUCGUGGGUGUCUAUUUGCUCGCUGUCGUCUUGCCUCAGCACGUGGAGGAAACGCCGUCGCACCGGCGAUACUUGGACUCAGGAGGACUAGGUGCGGCAAUCUGGGGCUCGCUUCUGAUCUUCUACUUCGCUCCAAACAUUGCUAUGUCCGAAGACAUCGAAGACACGGAAUGCGCCAAGCAUUGGGAAGGCCAGCUGCAUGGAACAUCGGCCAAUGAGGUUGUAAGUGUACUGGGCAAGCAUGAGGACACCUUCUCAUGCUGCGCGAUGUUGAAUCCUUUUGGUCGAUUCGGCAGCUUCCUGUUUCUAGUCUUGCGUACAGUCGGCAACGCGGCCUUCAUAGUCUACAACUUUUGCACCCUGCCGACACGAGAUCCGGAUGAGCGACUGAAUCAAGCCAAGCACUGCGUAACAUGGCUGGAGUUCCCUGGAACGGUGCUGGUUCUAUCAAUCAUAACACUUUUGGCAAUUGCCACGCUGUGCACAUCGAACAUGAAGCUUGCUUUGGCAUGGCGAGACGCCCUGAAAGCAGCUUCGACCUUCUCGGUUCUGCAGACACUGCCGCUUGCGAGUCCAAUGACUUUCAAGAAGACCAUUGAAGAAGCCAUCCGGACGAAGGGCCUUGUGCUUGGUAUUGCAAAGAGCGUGCAAUUCUUGUGGCUGGUGCCACUAGCCAUCCUGUCCGUUCUUGUCAAGAUUGGGCAGGUGGAUUUCAUCACCGAGACGAUCGUUUGGGACUGGGGAUUCUGGGAGUUCUUCGCGUUGGCCGGGUUUAUCAACAACCUUGCAGGGCUCAGGGGCGACCAUGAUGCUGCAAAAGUAGAAGGGAUGUUCCUGCUUGUGGACAAACGGGAUCCGCAGACGCUCCGCGGACUCUGGGAGAGCGAGGUGGCUGCCUCGGCUCAGCAGCUUUACGGGACUCUGGGUGCCUUGGUCGUCCUCUCCACCCUGUCGGAGCAGCAUGUGUGCCAGCUGUUGAACCCCAGGAACAACAUGAAAACCACGGGGCAUGGUCCAGGGCUCUAUGGGCUUCUGAAAGUGGAGCCCUGA
Symbiodinium natans is the source of this 1095-nucleotide messenger RNA. Lineage: Eukaryota; Dinophyceae; Suessiales; Symbiodiniaceae. The record is from the annotation of a GenBank genome assembly.